Molecule: messenger RNA, 1918 nt
Organism: Drosophila eugracilis
Lineage: Eukaryota; Metazoa; Arthropoda; Insecta; Diptera; Drosophilidae
Gene: dpr5
Product: junctional adhesion molecule A
Exons: 6
Biological process (GO): synapse organization
Cellular component (GO): neuron projection membrane
Source: RefSeq, a predicted model, not a curated record
UCAAGCCACACACACGCAACGAGCGCUGCCAAGCCGGAAACGUGGGGAGCGACUUACUGUGUGAACUGUGACCCGUGAUACGUGACCCGUGAACUGCUAUCCGUGACCCUGGUGGGAACGUGACUCGUCUCGUGUCCGCCUGCUCGGCUGCCUUUCGUAUCUGGCGUCUCAAUCGGAAUUGGAAUUGGAAUCGCGUCAUUGGAGUGACUGAUUUUGAGUUGACUGUGCGGUGGUGUGACGAAGUGCGGGAAUGUGUGUUUCUUACGUCGUAGCGUAAGGACAGUUACGUAAGGACUCCCUGUCACCCCUCUCCCCCGCGGAUAAGGACACAAACGCAACGCGCUCGAAUGCGUUACGUUGCGCAUGAGAUGGCGGCACGCAGUUCGCGCUACAUUUACUCCGACCACGGCCAUCGAAUCUAGUCCGCUCUUAGCCAAAAGGUAGCAGGUUAUAAGUAAUUGGAGAGCUCCACAAAUUGCGCAUGAAAUGUUGGUGGAAUACUUUAUGGCGCUGCUCGUGAUCAUGGGAUUAACCGCACCAGUCGACAAGCAGAGCCGGCGCAGCAGCCAAUACUUCGGUCACCUGGCCGCCGCUGAGGAAUUAUCCAACCUAAUACCAGAUAAUUACGAUGCCCUCGAUCCAGUUUUCGACAACUCCACGGAUAGGGAGAUUAUCGCUGCUCUGGGCAACACAGCCCGACUCCACUGCCGCGUUCGUCACCUGGGCGAUCGAGCUGUGUCUUGGAUCCGACAAAGAGAUCUUCACAUCCUAACCAUAGGAAUCAUGACCUACACAAAUGAUCAGCGUUUCCUGGCGCGACACAUUGACAACUCUGACGAGUGGGUGCUAAAGAUCGUUUCGGUCCAGCCAAGGGAUGCAGGCAUCUACGAGUGUCAAGUGUCCACAGAGCCCAAGAUUAGUCAGGCCUAUAAGCUGGUUGUUGUGACUCCAAAGGCCCAGAUCCUGGCCAACCGCGAGCUGUUCAUCCAGAGUGGCAGCGACAUCAAUCUGACGUGCAUCGCCCCCCAGGCUCCAGGGCCCUAUACGCACAUGGUGUGGCACAAGGAUACGGAGCUGGUGAGCGACUCCUCUCGAGGCGGCAUACGCGUAGUGUCCGAGCAGCAGAUGAAGACCAGCAACCUGGUAAUAUCGCGUGUCCUGCACACGGACUCCGGCAAUUACACCUGCUCAGCGGAGAAUUCAAAUUCUGACAGCGUCUUUGUGCAUAUCAUUAAGAGUGAGCAGCACGCGGCCAUGCAGCACGAACUGGGGUCGAGGCUGGAACUACCCCCGCUGCCUCUGCUGCUCCUGGCGGUCCUACUGGUUGUCCUGUUGGCCCCCGCACCUCUUCAACCCCGUGCACCCAUCCACUAAACCGAGCCAAAGUCGAGCGGCAACUUAUGUUCGAUGUCUGGAGCCCGGCAGCCGGACCACGCCCCCCGUUACAACAACUACCGCCCAUGCUAACGCCCCUUCUUUGGAGAUAUUCUGGUGGAUGGAGGAGGUUAACGACGUCGAUGUCGCGUUGUCUUGUAAAUAUGUAAAUCGAGUUUUUGUUUAUGUUUGUGUUUUUGUGGCUCAGUCUCUAAGUAUUUUUAUACGUAAUUAAGUAAAUAGGUCGAGAGUGCAUAUGUGCCGCCAUAUAGCCAUAUAGCCAUCUAGCAUAUAGCGAAUAUGACAGAUACAUUAUGUGCACACGAUCGCAUACCUAGAGAUACCAAAAAAAAAAGCGAGCAAUCGAAUCAGAAUCGAAUCGAACCCGUAACGAAUGUAAAUAAAUGUUUAAUCUUAAUAAUAGAUAGGCGAGAUCUAGAUUAAUUAUGAUGAAGCGGGUGCAAUUUAAUUUGCAAGCCCAAUGAUUGAUGGUGAUAUGAAUGUGUGUGGCCAUCACCAUUCUCCGGUGUAGUAAAUGCGAUAC